This is a messenger RNA of Varroa destructor (honeybee mite), 3646 nucleotides long. RefSeq names its product xaa-Arg dipeptidase-like. Gene Ontology annotation, molecular function: dipeptidase activity. The record is from RefSeq and is a predicted model, not a curated record. NCBI's taxonomy places the organism in Eukaryota, Metazoa, Arthropoda, Arachnida, Mesostigmata, Varroidae.
AUUCUUGUAAUACGAACUUUAUACUACUAUGCCUUUUUGUUAACAAUUGUUUUACAAGCCAGAAUGGAGUUAUCUGUAAACAAUCUCUCUAUCUUGCUUCUGCUAUAUCAUAGCUGAAGAUUAAACGUGCGGCUUCAAUACGAGAACGCUUACAUUUUUCCGUAUAUAUAUAAUAUUAUUAUUUAUUCUACAGCUAUUUAACCUCCGGAGAAAAUAUUAAUACUUCAACAUAAGUAGCAAGCGCAUUCAAACAAGUCAUAGCUACAUUAUUUCUUUGCCAUCUGAUUUCUCCGCUCGCUUUCAACCCUCUAUUGUGCAAUACACUUUCUAGUAAAUGUUCCGUGCCCAAUUAUUUAUUGUCUUAUCGGUAUAUUUUGUAAAAGACCAUCGGGAAACCCAAAACCGCCUGGCCAUUUUGGCCACCGCGCUUGACAGAAAGUGUUUCUUAGUUCAGGAAGACCGUACUGAGUAAGUAUCAUCAUAUCGUCACCAUUAACUCACACUCCUAACCUGUUAUACGGAUCGCAAUGCCCCAAGGGCGCAUGGAUUUUGGCAUUAUCCCUCAUAGAAUCCGGUUUAGAAUCUUCCCAAGCAGAGCUUCUCAUAUUAACAGCGUCUCCACCAGGCGUAGAAUUCCAAAUAAGUGUUCUUCGACAAACUUCGGAGCUAUACACACCUGUAAGGCUUUUCUGCUGUCCUUUGCCCCAACAACUGCGUCCAACAGAGCAGCGGCUUGCGUGUCUAUGCUAUUAUCUUAUUUUUGACCCCAUUAGAUUAACGAUCUCACGCAGGUGCAAGGAUGAUACAAAACAACCGUUUGCCGUAAGGAGCUUAGGUGACGUCUGUGGUCAGUACCUAUUGGUUGAGUCUAUAAUGUCUGUAAAUUAAGUCUUCUAGUUUACUACCUCCUGGUACUGCCAUGUCUAAGUCAACCUAUGCCAGUGCAUUGCAGUAACGGUAUUUCUUUUACUGUGACAGUUUAAGGAGGUUUAACUUUCUUACGGUACAGUCACGCGCAAACUGAAGGCAAAAUUAAAUUCGCUUAAAAAAAGGCUACACUUCGUUUUUUGAUGCAGCGGAUAUACGAAAAAAAAAGGUUCAUCAUCACUUCAAGAAGUUCAAACCGAUAGUUUCGCUUUUACGUCUGCUAACGUAAAUCGAUAACAAUCCCUAGUAAUGCAUGAAAAUCGGACUUCCCUCCUCAGUACGUACAGUAACCCGCAUUGUCGACUGGUCUCCAUUAGUUUAGUGUGAUCCGUGUAUACAAUAACAUGAUUGUUUAUAGUUCAGGUUUGAGUCAGGUUCAAAACAAACGGGUAGGGCUUUCGUAUUCUUAAUAUAUAUACAUGAAUUACUAUUAUAUUAGCAAAUCUUAAUAGGAGGUACCUUAAUUGCACGUUAGAAACUUCAAUUGCUGCGAUGCUAGACAAAUCAAUUGUAAGAAAUUAAAUCACACACUCGUACGUUCCUAUUUACUAAUGCAUUGGUGAACUAGAUUUAAAUAAUAACUCUAUUGGAGUGAAUAGAGAACAGUGGAGUCAUCAUUUUUCAAAACUCCCUCUUCAAGAGGAAUUGUCUAAUACAUUUAUGUUCGAUCGGGCACUUCCAGCUAUUUCCUUAACAGUCCAUUUAUUGGAGCUGUGGAUCUCCCUCCCAAACAGAAGUGACUCAGCUCUCAACUAAACUAAAGGUAACGAAGUCUGGAGCCCAAUAACAUGCACUAAAGCACUCCCUCAUCACUUUUUGCAGCUUCUAUCUUAGUACUUCUCGAAGGAAGGGAGCAUAAAUUAAUUCUUUUAAGUUAGGAGUGUUCAUUUAUUGUAUAAGUUAUUUGCUGGCUGCUGGCGCCCUUCUUCCGAUCUUCUUAUUCUCUCAUUUUUGAAUCCCUCUUCUUUGCAGAUGAUUUUUCUGGAAAAGAUUAUUUCUUUAGUUCGCCUCUCUGCUGACGCCAACAUAUGGUUGACAACCUUAAUGGGAAUCGUAAUCCUAUCUCUUCUGUCGUUUUGCAGGGCUUCAGAUUUGAAGGCAAUAUAUUUUUUCUCUGUUUUAUCUGACAUGCAGAGCACAUAUAUAGCGUGCUGCCCUCUUCCGAUCUUUAUCAUUUGUCUGGUCAAUACUUGUGCAAUAGAUAAGCUCGCCAUUGUUAUUGGCCUGCAAAGCCGGGGUAAGGAGCCUUGCCUAGUUUCCGGGUGACCAUUAUUUUUGCCGUUUUCGUGCUCUGGUUCUCCUUAUCUUUGCUAACUCUAGGUCUAAUUUUUGUCUCUAUCUUUUCUUUCGCCAUAAAACCCCAAGCUAUAGCCAAUGCCACAAUCGUUUUGGUAGAAACAGUCCUGUAUACCCUCGCCACUCUCUCUCUCUUACUACCCUUUGUGCCGUCUCUCUACUUGGUUGUUUGUCCAACACACAGCACAUAACGUUACCGCUUCUGCUACCGACGCUACGAGGCGCGUCGUAUCUUUCAAAGAGCGUCUAAUUCUGGACAUAAAUUUGGCCAAGUUAAGUGAACCAUGCAGCGUCUUUUCUACUGCAUAUUGCAUAUGUUCUGCUCCUGUUUGCUUCGCAUCUAGAACUCCCAAGAGAGCUCUGUCACUGUGUGUAGACCAAGAUGGCUGCAAAUUAUGCAUCGAUUGAUAUGAUAUUCACCGAGAAAGCAGCGGACUUUCGUGCCGUAUCAACGUUCAUUCAUACUCACCCCGAGCUGGCAUUUGAAGAGCAUAAAUGUCAUGACUUUCUCGUUGAGAAGCUCAGAAAAAAUGGAUUCAACGUAAUCGCCCAUUACCUCAAGUGCGACACUGCAUUCAGAGCGACGUACGAGGGAACGCCAGGAGGACCAACUAUAUGCGUGAUGUGCGAAUAUGACGCUCUACCAGAUGUGGGCCACGCGUGUGGGCACAAUUUAAUCGCAGAAGCGGGAUACGCCGCUGGCAUAGGUAUCAAAGCCUUUCUUGAAAAUAAUCCUGACGUGAAAGGCAAGGUUGUCGUUUUGGGAACACCUGCGGAAGAGUCGAACGGUGGUAAGCAAAAACUUAUCGAUGGAGGGGCAUUCAAGGACAUCGACGUAGCCAUGAUGGUCCAUCCUUCCAACACCGCCAAUGAGGCGACUCCCCUAUUUAUCGGCGUUAAUGUCCUGUUAGCCGAGUUCUACGGCAAAGCUGCUCAUGCCGCCGGCUACCCGUGGGACGGCCGGAACGCCCUUGAUGGAGCUGUAAGCUGCUACAAUGCAUUGUCGAUGUUGCGGCAGCACUUGAAGCCUAACUGUAAAGUUCACGUAACUAUUAAGAGCGGUGGAACUGCGGCCAAUAUCGUUCCCGAUUACGCCUCGCUUAUUAUAAUGUAUCGGGCGCCAAGCAUCGCUGAGCUAGAGGAGCUGGCAGCACGAGUGGACGAUUGCGUAAAGGCUGGAGCUUUGGUCAGCGCCACUAAAUCAAAGGUUUCACCCCUGCACUGCACCUACCUUCCCCUCCAGAGCAACGAAACACUGGCACAACUCUACAAGCAGCAUUGUGAAAUGGACGGAAUGAAGUUCGACGGAGCCGAGAAAUUAGGAACAUUUGUGGCUUCCUCUGACGUGGGUAACGUUUCUUGGAUCGUACCUACCAUUCAACCUAUCUUCCGCAUCGACGCCAAGGGACCUAACCACUCUGUC